Molecule: messenger RNA, 3333 nt
Organism: Orbicella faveolata
Lineage: Eukaryota; Metazoa; Cnidaria; Anthozoa; Scleractinia; Merulinidae
Biological process (GO): nucleoside metabolic process
Cellular component (GO): cytosol
Molecular function (GO): adenosylhomocysteine nucleosidase activity; methylthioadenosine nucleosidase activity
Source: RefSeq, a predicted model, not a curated record
CUUUUUAAUAACCUGUUUUUACACUAGAAAGAGUUUUUGAAGAAAGAAAAAUCGUGAAAGUCAAGGCUCCAUAUUACAAAUCGCAUGUCUACAUGUAAGUCACUCUCGAUAGACGACUCUAACCAUUCGGAGGACUCGCGUCUCAAAAUAACGUAGAAUAGACUGGUGAAAUCACGAAUAUCGGUGAAUAAUUCAAGUUUUUCACGAGUCACGCAAAAUCUUCAGGUCACGAAGAAUAAUCUCCUAAAUUCUACGAAAAUAAAAUGAGCUUAUCACGCAUCACGAAAAUAUCCCUGUACAACCCUCGAAGAAAGAUCUACGAUCCAAAUCUCGUUUAGGACCCAAGAUCCGAAUGUCAAGACAAGUACAAUCUGGAUUCCGCGCGAAAAUCCACAGCUAUUCCACGAUCCACUGUGUUCUCAAAACCCGCGAAUCCUCCCGAUUUAACGCAAAAAUCCGUGCGUUUUUUAAGGCCAAAUCCGUCGAUCCGAAAACCUAUUCACCCCCCUCUUUUCUUGAUUUCCUUCGCAUUAUCUUGUUUUAAUAGUAUGUUAUGGAACUGUGGCUAGAAGGAAACAAAGAAAUCGGAAGUGACGUUUAAGGGAAAUUUUCGCUUCUCAAUUAAAUUUGACCUGUUGCUCCUACGCAAAUAUCGAUCGUUCUUUUGCGAUGUACAGCAAAUUCACCAUGUUGUCAGCUAAUGAACUGGAGCCACCAGAGCUUAGUAUUACUAUUCCAGAAAAACGAAAUCUUUCAACAGCUUUCAUGCACUGGGGGGAUUUCGAGCUUCCAAUAGAUAUUCUUCUAUUGACGGUGAAAGACUGCGAGUUUCUGGCCUGUUACUUCUUUCUGAGAAAACCGUUUCGAAGUUAUUUGAAAGAGCUUGGCUAUAUGUAUUUCGGGGAGAUGGGCCAACGAGAAGGCACGAAACCGCUACAAAUCGUGUUAAUUACGUGUUCAGAGGGCGCCACACAACCCGGAGGAACACUGAUUAAGGUGAAAAAUGCCGUAGAAAUAUUGCUGCCGAAAGCUGUGUUUUGUGUCGGAUGUUGCGGAGCUUUGAAUCGCGAAAAAACCAAACUGAAGUUAGGAGAUGUAGUGGUUUCUUCAAAGUUGACUACGUAUGCCGACAAAACUGUCACAGAUACUGGAGUCCAGCCUCGUGGCUUAUCUGCACCAGUAGGAAGAGAUAUUGCUGGUUUAAUCAGACACGCCGCUGAUGGUUGGGUAGCCCCGUUAAAGAACACGGAAGCGAGAAAAGUGAACGUCCAUUGCAGUGGUGAAUUUUUGAGUGGACCAGAGGAAAUUGACUCGAACACGCGACGAGAAGAGCUCGUUGAAUUAUAUCCUAACGCGAUAGCAGUUGAAAUGGAUGGGCAAGGCGUCUUUAGUGCUGCCCAUGAUCUUAAGAUGGAGUGGGUCAUCAUUAAGGGCAUCUCUGACUAUGCAGAUGGUACUGCUUCUUCAACUGAAAACUGGAAGCCUUUUGCUAGUGUCAUGGCAGCUUCUGUUGUCAACAACAUUCUCCAAGAACCAGCAGUAUUUGAACAGUGGCCUCAUUACCAAAAACAUGACGUCAGACGAGAGCAAUUGACAGGCAGAGCUCGAUCAACUACACGAUCAAAUGUGGAUAGUGUAUCUGGGCCUUUCUUCCAAACCAUCACUGGCCACUCUGCACCUGGCCAGAACCUGGUUGAAGUGGGAUCUCUGAAAGGCGAAACACUAGCACUCAGAGAAAAGAUAGAAACCCUCACCAUUCAUUGGAAGCAGGGCUCAAUUGCUGGUUUCGGUGGAGACAGAAGUCGGACGUACGUGCUGUGUGAAUACGCUACUCGCAACGGAUACAGUGUUCCAAUCUAUAUCCAAGAGGGAUUUGAAAUAAAGCAGAAUUUCACCAUAGAUUUCAGAUUCCAGUACGGAGUACAGGAUGAUGUCCUGUUCUUUGUGUACCAUGACAAGAGCCAGAAGCCAUACCAAGAGCGAUUCCGGUGCAAUGGCCUCCAAAAGUUUGUCUAUGCUGCAAACGAACUCCUGAAAAUGGCGGGAAUGGAUAUUUCUUGGAUUGCUGGAAACUAUCUGAAAGAUGUGUGAGAUGAGCUGUUCAUUAACGAGUGCAUGCAUGUAAACGUGUUUCACCUUGAGAACUGGAAUCUCGAAUCUGAGAAUACAGGGCAUUUUCACAUGGUGUACCAAAACACUGAAACGGCGGCCAUGUUGGUGUUCCAAACCAAUCCUGUGGGAGUUGAACUCUGUUCUUACGUAAACCUUUUCUUUUGUUCCAGCAAAAUUUGUAUGACUGCUGGUCACGUGAGGGAAAACGCUCUAUACCACAAGAUAUUCAAGAAUGUUAGUAAUGUGUCUCAACCUUAAAUACAGUAUUAGUUAGAAGGGGGUUCAAAGAUUAAUUUUUCGAAAAUUUACGAGGCUCUGAAUCCGCUCCCAUAAUUUUUGUUAAACUUUGUGAAAAGUUGAAUCUUCAGAUGUUCAUUACUUCAAUAAUAAAGGGGGAGUUACUGAGCUCGUUUUUGAGUUAGAAGCAUCCAAAGCUAAAAUUAAGGGUGUUUCCUUAAAAGAUCAUACCCAGUAGCGGAUCUAGGGGCCGCCCCCCAUUAUUUUGGGUUAACCCCCACCCCCGUUCCCAUUAACUCAAGGUAUGGAUCCGCCAUUGACACCGUUGUCAUGGUGCUUGUAAUGUCUGAAAAAUGAUCAUUCCUUGUUUAAAGAGUCUUUGAAUCCCUCUCUAAAUAAUAUUUUUUUUUCGGGAUUAAAAAUCGUUUUUCAGCUAGACUAAUGCAGCUUAACGAUAUGAGAUAAAGCAGAAUUUUACUACAGGUUUCAGAUUCCAGCACGGAACAAAGGACAACGUCCUGUUCUUUGUGUACCAUGACAAGAGUCAGAAGCCAUACAAAGAGCGAUUCCACUGCAAUGGCCUCCAAAACUUUGUCUAUGCCGCAAACGAGCUCCUGAAAAUGGCGGGAGUGGCGGGAGUGGAUAUUUCUUGGAUUGCUGGAAAUUAUCUUAAAGAUGUGUGAAAUGAGCUGCUCAACAAGCUGUGUGUACGUGAAAAAGUGCUCCACUGCUCGAAUCUAAGAAUCAAGCGAUCACGGCAGCCACAGGUGUUCCAAAACACUGAAACGACGGCCAUGCCAGACCGGACUCUAAGGCGGUUGUUGGCUAUACGCGGUUUAGCUUCUUGUUUGACCCUGAUUCUUUUGUUCUAAUGUGAAUUAUUUGACAUAUAAUACUCAGGGAAAAUCAAAUAACACAAACACAGGCACGAUAAUAUGGGUGUAGAUCUUGAUAAUUCCGUAUUAACCUGCUUAAAUGAUGACG